Myotis davidii is the source of this 4433-nucleotide messenger RNA. RefSeq names its product RIMS-binding protein 3A. NCBI's taxonomy places the organism in Eukaryota, Metazoa, Chordata, Mammalia, Chiroptera, Vespertilionidae. The transcript is spliced from 3 exons. Gene Ontology annotation, biological process: spermatid development; neuromuscular synaptic transmission; fertilization. Gene Ontology annotation, molecular function: protein binding. Gene Ontology annotation, cellular component: manchette; nucleus. The record is from RefSeq and is a predicted model, not a curated record. The coding region runs from base 1 to 4245 and encodes 1414 amino acids.
AUGACCAAGGACUCGCCUAACCCUUCCGGUGGCAGCCGCGCGACACCCAAGAAGCUGGAAGUGCUGGCGCAACUUCGCUGGGAGACCGACGGCGAGCAGGCCUCGCGCAUCCGCCACCUGCAGGCGGCGCUGGACGUGGAGCGACAGCUCUUCCUCAAGUACAUCCUGGAGCACUUCCGCUGGCACCCGGUUUUGCCCGGGACCCCAGAUCCCCAGGCGGUGCCUUCUUCGGAAGAACCGCACCCCGAGACCGCCAGCGACUCUCACCGCCCCCUAAAGUCCCCCAAAGUCCCACUCGAAUCCUUUGAUGGCCUGAGCGCCGGCGUUCGCGUGCGCUCCCGCUCCCUCGAAAUGGUGCCCGCAGCGUGCUCCAACUCGCGUGACAACCUGCUCCCCACGCGCUCCGGCUCCCUCGAUUCCUUGGCACCAGCGCGUUCCCACUCGCUCGACAGCCUUCUGGGUCGUCCCAAGGCCCCCGAAUCCGAGGAGCGGGCUUCCUCGGCAGACACUUUCAUCUUGGGCUUCCUGAGUCCGCCCCCGCCGCCGCCGCCGCCGCCGACGCCGCCGCCGCCGCUGUCACCACCGUCGCCGCCGCUGUCACCGCCACUACCACCAUCGCAGCCCAGGGGUCCUAGCGACCGGACAGGAGAAGACUCCAGGAGCCAGCCCGGCGAGGCCCCGGCCCUCUCGCCGCUGAGCCUGGAUUACCAAGAGCUUGUGAAGCAGAACUCGGAAUUGUCCGAGGCGUUGCAGGUGCUGGCGCGCCGCUGCUCUGACCUGCUGGACGAGAACAUGCAACUGCGGCGCACGGGCAUCCCAGACCCGGCGGACGAGAAGGUGAAGCGGCUCAAGGUGAAGCACGCAGAGCUAACAGGCCUGGCCCGCCGCCUAGAGGACCGGGCCCGCAAACUGCAAGAAACCAACCUCGUCCCGCCCGCUGAUGGGGUCGCGGCCAGCGCCCGCAGCGCCCUGGCGGAGCCGAGCUGCCGGAGCGCACCCGGCGAGGGGGCGCGGUGCCAGGUGCAGGCGCUGGAGCGAGAGCUGUCGGCGCGGAGGCAGGAGUGCCAGGAGCUGGGGGCCCAGGCGGCGGCGGCUCGGCGGCGCGGCGAGGAGGCGGAGGCACAGCUGCAGACCGCGCUUUGCGAGGGCGCCUGGCUGGCCAAGGAGAACGCGCGGCUGCAGGCACAAGCCGACUGGACGCGGAAGCUGGCGGCCGAGAAUAACGACGUGCGCGAGCAGCUGGGCCGCGCGUGCCAGGAGCGCGACGCCACCGAAUUGCUGGUGGAGCAGCUGCUGCAGCAGGCGGCGCGCGAGCAGGACAAGCAGCAACAGCUGCAGCGUGACCUGCAGAAGGCAUUGUGUGAUCUCGAGGCUGCCCGGGAGGAAAUGGGGGUGCUGCGGUGCCAGCCUGGUCACCAUCCCCAGCAACCCCCGGAGACCUCCCAAGCCCCGGAUUCCCAAGGCAGGAAGAGCAGAAGGACCCGGUUCCAGCCAGCGCCUGAAGACCAGGCAUCUCCACAGUCCAGCAGAGACGAACAGGAGGAGGACGCCUCUCUGCUAGAGAGCCCACUUGCCCUCGGGGAGCCAGCCAGUGCCCCUCAAGGGCCAGACAGAGUCCCAGCCAGCCAGCCUCUGGACUGCAGACCCCAGGCCAAGAAAACCAGCAACCAGUCCAACUCCUCCUCUGAGGUGGAAUCUGUGUGGGCCACCGUGCCCUCUUGCCUUACUCUGGACAUGGACACGGCCAGUGAGGUGGAGGAUCUGGAUCCUGACAGUGCGUCCUUGACCCUGGAAGUGGGGGACUCAGAGACCCCCGCCGCCCCCAAGCUCAAAAUCUUCCUGGUUCGAUAUAGCUACAACCCAUUUGAGGGGCCCAAUGAGCACCCCGAGAGUGAGCUGCCCCUCACAGCUGGCGAGUAUGUGUAUAUCUUCGGUGAGAUGGAUGAGGACGGCUUCUAUGAAGGGGAGCUUGAGGAUGGCCGCCGGGGCCUGGUGCCCUCCAACCUGGUGGUGCAGAUUCCAGACAACGACAUCCUUGACUGCCUGCCCCCAGAGUCCUCGGACCCUGGCCCCCCUCAGCUCCCAGCCGGACAGGGCAAAACCUCAAAGGAAGACAUUAGUCACAGCUUAUUGCCUGGGGAAGCUCAGGGGCCUGUGGACAGGGAGACGUGCCAGAUGGUGAGGGCGGCCUCCAAGACAGAAGUGGCCAUGGAGACCUCAGACACCAAGACGGAAGAUGGCUGGCUGGGCUCACUGCAGAGUGUGGAGGAGCAGGGCUUCUCCGGACCCCUUCUAGGGCCCAAAGGGGUCCCUUGUGUAGCCCCCAAACAACUACGCCUGCAGAACGUUGUGGCCACAUCGGCCAAGAUCGUCUGGGUCUCCAGCAGCUGCUGCCGCCCACACAUCGUGUAUCUCAAUGACCAGAAGCAUGCCCUGACCCCAGCAGGUGUGAGCAGCUACACCUUCCACAACCUGCAUCCCAGCACCCGGUACCAGGUGCAAGUGGAGGUGCAGCUGCCGUGGGACUCCAUGCAGGUGCGCUGGGAAACCAUGUCCUCCGCUCUCACCUUUGACACGCCCUUGGCAGGACCCCCGGACCCUCCACUGGACGUGCUGGUUGAGCGUCACACCUUACCAGGCCUCCUGGUGGUCAGCUGGCUCCCCGUCACGAUCGACUUGGCCGGGUUCUCCAAUGGAGUCCGGGUCACUGGCUAUGCCGUGUAUGCCGAUGGGCUCAAGGUUGCCGAGGUCACCGAUGCCACCGCUGGCAGCACCCUGUUGGAGUUGUCCCGGCUCCAGCUGCCCGUGAUGUGCCAGAAGGUCUCGGUGAGAACCGUUUCGCUUUGUGGCGAGUCACUGGAUUCGGUGCCGGCCCAGAUCCCCCAGGACUGUCUGAACUGUAACCGAUUGCCAGAGACCUCUCCCUUUAUUUACACCCCUGGCGACCAGUCCCCGUCCAGAAUCACCGUCCCUGUCUGCCCUCAGAGGCUGGCGCUGGCUCCACCGAGUGCCAAGGCUAGUUCCCACAUCCCCCGAAGCGGUGGGGGGUCCCUAGAAGCCUUCCCCGAAGAACCCCCGAGGAAGCACACCCCGAUGCCCAACCUGAGUCCAGAAGGAGAAUGUCCCGGUGCAGGGGCUGGCAGCCAAACCCAGGGGCCGGCGGAGGCCUGGGAGGUCUGCAGAAAUGACCUACUCUUUCAGAAGAGUCCUCGGAACCACAGGCCACCUCUGCACCGUGGCCAAUCUCGGGGGGAGGAAGACGGUGACUGGCACAUGGACACCAGCCAAAGCCCUGCUCUGGGAGUCCUCCAUCUGUCCCCCGAGUUUGCACCCAGGAGAGAAGCCUGUCAGGAAAGGGCUGCCCUCGAGAAGGUCCUGAGGCAAAAGCAAGACGCCCAAGUGUUCGCACCUCCCCAGACAGGCAGCCGCCAACGACAUAUGUCUGACUUCCAUGACAGUCUGCAGCAGGAGGAAGAGGCAGCCUGCUUCGGCCCAUGGGCCACAGAGAGGCAAGAGCAGAGAAGGGAGCUUGGGGCGCAGAGCAGGCGAGGUCAGGCUCUGUGGGGCAAGAGAGAGAGCCAGCUCCACGAGCCCCGCUCUGCGCCCUGCCCAGCUUCGUCCAGCAAAGUCCUCACGGUGUCCGGGGGAGGCCCCCCACAGCUGGAGGCGGGCCGGGACACCGCGGCCAGGGUCUUUGUGGCGCUCUUUGAUUAUGAGCCCCUGGUGAUGUCUGUCAACCCCGAGGCUGCAGAGGAGGAGCUGGCCUUCCAGAAAGGGCAGUUGCUGAGAGUGUGGGGCUCUCAGGACGCCCACGGCUUCUACCGUGGGGAAUGCAACGGUCAAGUGGGCAACAUCCCUGGGCAUCUGGUGGCUGAGGUGGAGGACGGUCUGGAGAGGACUGAGAGCAGGUGGCAUUUGCCAGUGCAAGGGCACCUGCCCUCUGUGGCCCACCUAGAUGAAGUUGGGGGGCUCACCAUCCCCCAGGACUCCUUUCCCCUGCCCCAAGGGAACCCCAGGGGAGCUCCACUGUGCACUCGAAUGACCAUGAUGGCAGCUCUGGACUAUGACCCCAAGGACGGGUGGGCAGGGGGCCAGGUGAAGGGCAAGCUGUCGCUGAAGGCUGGGGACCUGGUGACAGUCUACGGGCCUGUGGAUGACAGGGGAUUCUAUUAUGGGGAGUCAGGCGGCCUCAGAGGUCUUGUCCCAGCCCACCUGCUGGAUUACAUGGCCCUCCAUGAUGAGUGAGCAAGGCUAUCAGAGGGGGUAGUGGCCUCUGGCCAUCCACGCCCCGCCAGAGGAGAAGCAAGCACACAGACCCUUUCGCCAGCACCCCUCCUCGCCUCCAAGAGCACCACUGUGUGAACCCGAUGGCAGCCUCCCGCAUCCGCAGCCUCUGAGAGCAGCAGGGCUUCCGUCUGAACUCAGAUGUCCCC